AUGCCUCCUCAUGAAGGAUUAGUCCACCUCAAAGAGUAUGACAUCAAAGACAGCAAUAUAGAAUUGAUUGGAUCCGACCUCGACCACCGCGUGAAAUACAACUCCGCCGCCUCUGAGCCUGCAUGGAACAACGGCAAGGUGGGGCAAGAAGCUGGACUGUUCAUAUGGCGAAUUGAGAACUUCCAAGUUGUCCCAUGGCCCAAGGAAAAGAACGGAGAAUUCUAUGAUGGAGAUAGUUUCAUCGUACUUCAUUCUUACAAGGUCGGUGAUGAAGGCGAUGAUGUGAAAUUGGGUCACGAUAUCUUCUUCUGGCUAGGCAGCAAGACUACACAGGAUGAAGCUGGGACUGCUGCAUACAAGACAGUGGAACUGGAUGAAUUCCUGCAUGGCGCUGCGACGCAGCAUCGCGAGAUUCAGCAACAACCAUCAGAAGAGUUCUUGUCUCUCUUCCGUCAUGUUUCCAUUCGCUCUGGCGGCGUGCGCUCGGGCUUCCACCAUGUUGAACCCGAGGAACCAAAGGAAGUCCUCACAUUGCUUCGCAUUUUCAAGUAUCCUGGUUCUGGCCGCAUCAGUCCCAUCAUUGUGCAUGAAGUGGAGCCAAUAUGGCAAAGCUUGGAUGAAAAUGAUGUAUUCGUCUUGGAUAAAGGCGAGAAGAUCUGGGUCUGGCAGGGUAAGAAAUGCAGUCCGAUGGAGAAGGCCAAGGCAGCUCAAGUCGUUAAUGACUUGACUUUGGCGAAGCAUGUGGAUGUCGAGGUCCUAUCCCAGCUUGAGUCAAGAUCCAAGAUCAUUGUGGAUCUGCUAGGCGGAAAAGACGCCGACCAGUCCUCUCUGCAGGCAGCCCGACCAGGCUACUUUGCCAAGGCUUCUCAUGAGAACAGCGGUACCUCUCGACCCCGUAAAUUGUUCAGACUCAGCGAUAACUCUGGAACGGUGUCAUUCGAUCUUGUCAAGGACGGUGCCCGUGUUCAAAAAUCCGAUUUCGAGGGCAACGAUAUCUUUAUCUAUGACUCUGGGAGCCGACUGUGGGUCUGGCAAGGUCUUCAGGCUAGCGAAAGAGAGAAGGCUCUGUGGAUCAAGGUUGCCCAGGCCUAUGUUCGCCACCUCCAAGACAGCCAAAGCCAAGGCCAUGAGGAUGCCUUCCUCACUCCCAUCUCCAAGGUUGUGCAGGGACACGAAAGCCCAGCAUUCUUGAAGGCAAUUCAAGUCUAA
Messenger RNA from Penicillium malachiteum, 1209 nucleotides. RefSeq names its product gelsolin family protein. The record is from RefSeq and is a predicted model, not a curated record. Gene Ontology annotation, molecular function: actin filament binding. Bases 1 to 1209 code for a protein of 402 amino acids. NCBI's taxonomy places the organism in Eukaryota, Fungi, Ascomycota, Eurotiomycetes, Eurotiales, Aspergillaceae. The transcript has a single exon.